AUGAGGCCUUGCCUGCAAGCAGUUCAAGGACGGCGGGCUGCGCUGUCAGCAUGGCUCUGCGGGCUUUCGGCUGCUGUGGGCUUCGCUUCCGCACCGCGUGCUCGGGCGCAGGCACGCUCCAGCAAAGCUGUGCUGCGCGAGAACAGUGAUUUAUCUGUGGCGUUUCCAAUCUGGCAUGGUGGGGAACCCACGCGUGCAGCCACCGAAGAGCUCCUGCAAGCCAGUGGAGGCAAGGCGCCAGCUGGUGCUGAGGCCGAGUGGGCAGGGCUCUGGCGAGUUUCCUAUGCCCCGCACAUACGCACUUUGGGAUCGCUGGCCCUUACGCAGCUGGACGUCUACUACGACAUUGCAGCACCCAAGCCGGGUACAUCCCCAGAGAUCAGAUCCUUCGUGAGAUUUGAGGGACCUUUUGGCCGCGGCUGGCUCAAUGCGGCGGGCACGCUCUCGACACUGGCCACUGAUGAAGUGGAAGUCAACUUUGCUGACUUCUGGAUUGACCUCGACACGCCCCUUCCUCGACCUGCACCUGAUGAUGCGGAUGGCUUGGGGAGCGCCGUGGCGCGUGUCUUCUUCGUGCGGGAUCUAAGCCGCUUCCCUGUCCGGAGCCUUGACCUUGAGAACGGUGUGACCGUCUUCCGCUUCCCUCCCCUCGGUGUGUCUGCAGCAGGGGCGAUCCUGUACAGCUGCGCCAAGCUGCGCUAUUCCAACCUUGCAGAGGACGGCAACUCCUCUGAGAUCGAUUCUCAAGUUGAGCAAAGUUUCUCGAUGACGCCUUUGGCGGUAAGGCUUCACUAG
Symbiodinium pilosum is the source of this 795-nucleotide messenger RNA. The record is from the annotation of a GenBank genome assembly. NCBI's taxonomy places the organism in Eukaryota, Dinophyceae, Suessiales, Symbiodiniaceae.